This is a messenger RNA of Cladophialophora psammophila CBS 110553, 540 nucleotides long. RefSeq lists its product as uncharacterized. The record is from RefSeq and is a predicted model, not a curated record. The coding region runs from base 1 to 540 and encodes 179 amino acids. The transcript has 2 exons. Lineage: Eukaryota; Fungi; Ascomycota; Eurotiomycetes; Chaetothyriales; Herpotrichiellaceae.
AUGUCUUACCCAACCAAGCCUGCUUUUGUUCACGUUGGAAGUUGGGACGAUGAGACUCGCAAGCAUCCUGCAAUGAAGUGGAUGGAAGAAUAUACAAUCAACUUCAACAAGCGCGGAGACUGGGGUCAAGAAGAAUGUGACUGGUUCUCUGCUGAUUUCACGCUCGUCAAACCCGACGGCUCAAUCCACAGCGGCAAUGCAUCGGCAUUCCGAGAAGCCACGGGCAUGUACGCUCCUUUCACCGAAGAAUUCCACGAGCCUUAUUUUCUUGUCUGCUUCGACACGGACGGUGGCUGGGAGAUGAUCGGCCAGGCCUACCUUUUCGCCAACUGUCAGGGGCAACCAACCGCGCAGGAGAAGAAGGUCAAGGACUUGCAGGGGAGGGAAUGGGAUGUCAAGAUCCCCGGAGGGUUUCACUUCACCUAUGUGAAGCAACAAGGGGCGCCUCAUGAUGGUAUUGUAUUGAAGAGGACGGAAAUCAUGAGUGAUUCGAUGCCCGCGGUGCAGAUCCUUAUGGCAAGAGGAGUCCUCAAGAUGUGA